Messenger RNA from Fusarium sp. VM40, 1584 nucleotides. Lineage: Eukaryota; Fungi; Ascomycota; Sordariomycetes; Hypocreales; Nectriaceae. The record is from the annotation of a GenBank genome assembly.
AUGCAGCUUCGACGAUUCUUGCUCUUGGGCAUGCUCCUCGGAGUGGAGGGCUCCAAGAUCGCUGCUCGUCAAAAUACAGACAGCAGUGCUGCUGCCACCACAGCCGACAGUUCUCCUGCGACUACAGCUGAAGCCGACCCUACAACUGAAGAUGCCGCUGCAACUACAGCUGAGACCGACCCUACUACCGCUGCCGAACCUACCGCCGAUGCCACGACCGCUGCUGACCCCAGCACCGAAGAGACUACAGCUGAUGGCACAACUACAGCCGAAGACGUUAUCGUAACCAAGACGGUAACCGUCACUGACUCUGACGCCAAGACUGUCAGCCGUCAGACCACUGUUAUGCGAACCAUCACUUCCACUGUCGUCAUUACAUCCACCGCGUUCGAGACCGAGACUGUUACUAGCAGAGACGCUAAGACCGCGACAGAAACGACUUAUGUGACUUCUACCAAGUGGGCAAACGAGAAGCGUGCUAUUGAUCUGGCCCCCCGAACUAUUGGCGGUGCUGAGCUUGUUGCUCCUCCUGCCCCUACACACACUACCAUCCCUCCCAACUUCGACGGUGCUAUCCAUGGUGAACACUACGGUCUUCGCGCUUUCCGACGAGGCCUUCACAAGCGUGCCACGUCCACCACAACCGUCACUGUCACUGAGGGUGACGAUACCGAUACCACCGUCUUCAACACUAUCUCUCGAACUGUCAUUUCCACCAUCAGCAGCGCGACAAAGACCACCAAGACCAUCACCGAGACCGAGCAAGCCGAUGCCAGCACUACUACUACCGUUACAAGCACCCUUGUCGUUACCUCUACCCGAGUGACGACUGGUGUUGUUGUCACCGCGACCGUUGCUCCUUCUGGAGAGUAUGGAGCUGCUGGUACCGGUGGUGCCAGCUCUGACAACAACGACAGCAGCAGCAGCAACAGUGGUGGCAAUUCUGGCCUUUCUACUGGUGCCAAGGCAGGUAUUGGUGCCGGUGUUGGUGUUGCUGGCCUCGCCUUUCUUGCCGGUCUCGUUUGGUUCUGCCUCCGCAAGCGCCGCAACGACAAGAACAAGGCUGAGUAUGACGAUGUAUUUGGUGCAUCCGAGGUUCCUGUUGGUGGCCGUGGUGGUGGCGGCGCUGCUGCCGGUACCAGCCCCCAUAUGUCUCAGGCUUCCCCCGCCACUGCCUCUACAAUGGUUCCCAGCCGCAACACUACCAAGAGCUCGAACCUUGAAGGCUACCGCGGCACUGCCCUCGGUGAUGGACGUGCUGGCUUCGCCAAACCUCAACAGUUUGGACGUAGCUACAUGCCCGUUAGCCCCGAGACCAACUACUCCCGCACUGCCGGCAGCGACCAAGCAUUCUCGGCCGUCACUCCCGAGAACAACUACUCUCACCCUGCUGGAGGCUCUCCCCAGCACAACGCUGCCGAGAUGUACAGCCCUGCGAACACCGCCGAGCUGGCAAAUGACAGCGCGGCUACCAAGUGGCAUCAAAACGAUGCUGCUGAGAUUGACGGCAACCAGGUGUCAAGUACCCGUGGAUCAGCACCCCCUGAGCACGUAUAUGAGAUGCCCGCGCAAACCUACCGAUAA